This is a messenger RNA of Aplysia californica (California sea hare), 606 nucleotides long. RefSeq lists its product as uncharacterized. The coding region runs from base 47 to 418 and encodes 123 amino acids. The record is from RefSeq and is a predicted model, not a curated record. NCBI's taxonomy places the organism in Eukaryota, Metazoa, Mollusca, Gastropoda, Aplysiida, Aplysiidae. The transcript has 4 exons.
AACCGCCCAGGUGGUCAGCGAGAUCACGACAGACUCCAACGCCGUGAUGACGGCCGUGGACAACGUGGACCCUGAGUACCAGAACACACAGGCUGGGCUGGCGUUCAAGGCGGCGCAAGGUGUCUUCUCGGGGGCAGUGCCGCAAAGAAGUCCUGACACCCGUAAAGUGAUCCUGUAUUUGGUCGACGGUACAGUGACAAACAAGACGGAGCUGACAAUUGAAGCUCAAACAAUCAGGCGGCGCGGAGUGGAGGUGUUUGCUGUUGGAUUUGCACCAGCCGCUUUGGAAAUCGAUCUACUCUUAGCGUCGGGAAAUCCCCAAAACAUCUUCCGAGUAAACAGCGACCUUGAACUGGAGUCAGGAGUGGGGAAUCUUACGGAUUUCUUAUGUCAGAGUCCUGUGUCCCUUACCUUCUAAUUAAGGUGUUCGAGGGGCUGACAGGAACAUUUGCAGCCCUUGGUCGGGCUCUGUGAAACUUACUCAACAGUGAACAAACGUGCUUGCUUAAGGCAGUCAGCUGUAUUUCUCGGUUUGAACCUUAACUGUUUCAGCUUAUCUAACCAUGCUUAAUCAAUACGGAGAAUAUUAAACCUUGUUUAACUACA